GGCCCAGAGCGGAGGCCCCAAGGGGCCCUGGAAGGAGCCAAUGAGGACGCUACUGGCCAUCCUGGCUGUGGGAACCCUGGCGGCCCCCGGCACUGAAGACAGCCCGGCUCUCCUUCAGUACGUGAAAUUCCAGUCCAGCAACUUUGAAAACAUCCUAACGUGGGAAAGCGGCCCGGAGAGCCCCCCAGACACGACCUACAGCGUGGAAUACAAGACGUACGGAGAAAGCGUGUGGCUGGCAAAGAAGGGGUGCCAGGGCAUCACCCGCAAGUCCUGCAACCUGACCAUGGAGACGGGCAACCUCACGGAGCUCUACUACGCCAAGGUGACAGCCGUGCGUCCUGGAGGUCAGCCAUUCCCCAAGAUCUCAGAGAGGUUCAGCUCCCUGCAGCACACGACCAUCAAACCACCGGAUGUAACCUGUGUCCCCAAAGUGAGAUCCAUUCAGAUGAUCAUCCACCCGACACCCACACCCAUCCUGGCAGGAGAUGGCCACCGCUUCACCCUAGAGGAGAUCUUCCAGGACCUGUUCUACCGCCUGGAGCUCCGCGUCAACCACACCUACCAAAUGCACCUUGGAGGACAGCAGAGAGAGUAUGAGUUCCUUGGCCUGACCCCUGAAACAGAGUUUCUCGGGACCAUCAUGAUUUUGGUUCCCACCUGGUCCAAGGAGAGCGCGCCCUAUGUGUGCAGAGUGAAGACACUGCCUGACUGGACUUGGACCUACUCCUUCUCGGGCGCCAUCCUCUUCUCCAUGGGCUUCCUUGUGGCUGUGCUCUGCUACCUGAGCUACAGAUACGUCACCAAGCCACCUGCGCCUCCCAGCUCCCUGGAUGUCCAGCGAGUCCUGACCUUCCAGCCUCUGCGCUUCAUCCAGGAGCACGUGCUGAUCCCUAUCUCUGACCUCAGCGGCCCCAGCAGCCUGGUCCAGCCCAUCCAGUACUCCCAGGUCAUGGUCUCUGGCCCCAGGGAGCCCUCAGGAGCGACACAACUGCAUGGCCUGCCUGAGAUGGCCUACUUGGGGCAGCCAGAUGUCCCCAUCCUCCGGCCUUCCAACCUCCCCUCUCCUCCAACAUCCUCCCCUCCUCCAUACACCCCAAAGGAUACCCCUGAGCUCAGCCCCCCGUCCUAUGCACCUCAGACCACCCCUGAAGCUAAAGCCCCUUUCUAUGUUUCACAGCCCGUCUCCAAGGUCCAGGCUCCCUCUUACACCCCCCAGGCCACUCUGGACCACUGGCCUGCCUCCUAUGGGGUAUGUAUGGGAGAGUCUGGCAAUGACUCCCCCACUCGGACCCUUUCUAGUCCCAAGGCCAGAAAGAUCAAACUGAAAGAUCCACUCCAAAGAGAGACGCGGACAGGUAGCUGCCUGUCAGGAGACUUGUCUCUACAGGAAGUGACUUCCUUGGCCAUGGAGGAUCCCCAAGAAGUGAAAUCACUUCCUCAGACUCUGGGGCUUUGCAUGGACAGAGUCCCUGACCUGGAUAUGUUACACAGUGGGGAUCCAGGGACAUCCUCCUACCUAAAGGACCCGCUCUCCCUCCUCUCCUCAGUCCAGAUCGAAGGCCACCCUGUCUCCCUCCCUUUGCACUCCCCUCCCCUCUCAUGUUCCUCCUUGCACCAGGGCAUAAGUCUGCUAGAGUCCCUGGUGUGCUCCAAGGAGGAGGGAGCAGCAGCCGAGGCCGGGGCCACGUGCCCUGGGGUCUCAGGGCUGGAGCAGCCCUUGGAGGUAGACUCACUUUUCAAAGAUCUGGCCUUGACUGUGCAAUGGGAGUCCUGAGGGUGGACGGGCCUUGGCUCCCUCUUGCCACCCCUGGCAGGCUCUCCUUGGCUGCCAGCCCCAUGCCCAGCCAUGGCACAUGUGCUGUAGCCCAGCCCAGGAGAAAGCAGAGGAAGAGGACACAGGACCUGCCAGCGUGCAUUCCCAGGGAUCUACAAGCAUCAAGAGGAUGCCGGUGGAGGAGCUGCAUGCCUGCAUGUGCAAAUGACCUGUGCCAAAGAACCUGGCAGGGAAUGGCAGACAGAGAGCAGGGAGGAAUGCAGGGAACCUGCUGGAAAACCGAGAAUGGCUCACCCCGUGCCUGGUAAUCUAGCUCAACUGAGAAUGAGGUGUUUCCCUCCUCUGGAGAAAGGAGGCUGAGCAGAACCAGGCCAAGCUGUGUUUCUGCUAAGGUGGGAAGUGGCACUGUGGCUGGCCUAUAGGCAGGGACACCGCCAGCAGCUCACUCCCCAUCAGAAAUGAACCUCUGCCACAGUCCAGUGUCCCUCCUGGGCUGGAGGCUUCACCUCACAACCAAGCCACAGACUGUGCAAGUUCUGCAGGCAGGACUGAUGUCUCAGACCUAUCCUGAGAUUGGGAUUUGAAAGGAACCCAGAGCCACGGAAGCCAAAGGAGGAGAGGUACGCACCUGGCAACUUGGGAAACAGCCUUGGUUAGGCUCAGUCCAUCGGGGUUCAAAUUCCAGCCUUGCCCUGUGCCAGCUGUGUGACUUCAAGCAAGGAAACCACUGCUCAGAACCUCAAUGUCCACAUCUGCCUGCUGGACCACACAGGGGUCGUGUGCAGAGGAGAUUCGAGUCUGCGAACUACUUGUG
Molecule: messenger RNA, 2591 nt
Organism: Dipodomys ordii (Ord's kangaroo rat)
Lineage: Eukaryota; Metazoa; Chordata; Mammalia; Rodentia; Heteromyidae
Gene: Il22ra1
Product: interleukin 22 receptor, alpha 1
Exons: 7
Coding region: 41-1777 (578 amino acids)
Molecular function (GO): protein binding
Source: RefSeq, a predicted model, not a curated record